CUUUUUCUCGUCACUUUUGUGGGGACAAAGGUCAACAAUAUGCCUUGACCAUGGAACGAUGAUUAAUCACCAACGUCUAUACAGCAAAUACCAUGAUGUAAUGCAGAUUGCAGCUGCACAUAUUAACCCGCCAACCCCCUAAAAAUAAGUUAAUCCCCCGAUCAUCACCAAGGUAGCAGAGUUCAUGUAGUUGUACAAGUACAACCAAGCUAAUUACCAAGGCAUCAUAAGCUUAGUUCAAAACAAAGAAGUGGCCUAGGGAUAGUAGGAGCACAUAGGUGGUAGUACCAUGACAGCGCUUAGCAGCGUAGGAGUAGUACAUGUUGUAUGUAUCUAUCAUCACUGCUGCUGCUGCUGCUGCUUUUAUUUUUGGGGGGCGAAGGGAGGGGACACACAAGCUUUUGCAUGCAUUGGCAGCUGUGUAUGGAAAGGGAAAGAUCCCUGCCGAGAAAACAGAGGCAUUUGCAAAGGAAGAGAGAGCAUGCCAUGCCAUGCAUGGCGGAAUGCCACCACACCACACCACGGAGAGAAGAGAGAGAGAGUGUGUGUGUAUGAGAGCGGAGGGAGCAAAGCCUGACGAGGCUAUGCAAAGCCGCAGCAUCCACCACCCUCGAGGCCUCGAUAAAGAGACAAGGUCCUCCUCCCUCCUCUCCUCUCCUCUCAGCUCAGCUCAGCUCAGCUCAGGCCAUCCAUCCAGUCCAGUGUGCAUGGAGCGAGGUCUGUAAAGAUAAAGUAAAGCAGCCCCAAAAGAAGGCAGCAGCAACAGCUACCCAAGCUAGCAACAGUGAUCACGCCAAAGUAGACACCUAGAGUAGCUAGCAGCAAAACUGAUCCAUAAAGAGGGAGGGACGCCGCUCUCGCCUCAUCAGAAUCAUCAUCAUCAGCAGCAAGCAAAGGAGGAGGAGGAGGCGGUGGUGACAAGAAGAAGAAGAAGUAGAAACCACACCAACGAGUGAGAGGAGGAGCUUCUUCUUCGCGGGGUGUGGGGGUGGGGGUGAGGACACCUCAUCGAGUGAUGCGCGCCGGGGCCUACACCAUCCACCAGUCGCUCACCGCCGAGGCGGCCGCGGUGCUCAAGCUCGCCGUCGGCCUCGCGCGCCGACGCGGCCAUGGGCAGGUCACGCCGCUGCACGUCGCCUUCGCGCUGCUCAGCUCCGCCUGCUCGCAGCCGCUCGCCUGCGCCGCCACCGCGCCGGCGUACGGGCUGCUCAGGCGCGCCUGCCUGCGCUCACACUCGGCGGUGCCGCCCGCGCAACACCCGCUCCAGUGCCGCGCGCUCGAGCUCUGCUUCAACGUGGCCCUCAACCGGCUGCCCACCUCUGGGCCGCACUCGCCGCCGCCGUCUUCCGCGCCUCCCUUCGCCUCCUCGCUCAUCCAGCCCAACCCGAUGCUCUCCAACGCGCUUGUCGCCGCGCUCAAGCGCGCGCAGGCCAACCAGCGCCGAGGCUGCGUCGAGCUGCAGCAGCCGCCACCCUCUCCGGGCCCGGUGCAGCACCAAGGCGCACAGCAACAGCAGCUGCAGCAGCCGGUCCUCGCCGUCAAGGUGGAGCUCGACCAGCUCAUCAUCUCCAUUCUUGACGACCCCAGCGUAAGCCGCGUGAUGCGGGAGGCAGGCUUCUCCAGCGCCACCGUCAAGAGCAACCUCGAGGAGGAGAGCGCGCUAAUGAUGUCAUCCUCCUCUUCUUCCCCUCCUCCGCCGGUCAUACCUCCACAUUUCUUCCUCGACCACAGCAGCAUUGACGGCUGCGGCUUCGGGAUGUGGCCUGCACAGUUCUUGACCUCGCCGCCAGUGGCCGUUCCGUGCUGCAAGGAGGACGUGAGGGCGGUCUUGGAGGUAAUGGUGCGGAAGCGGGGGAGAAGGACCAACCCCGUCGUCGUCGGUGACUCGGUGUCGAUGGCGGAGGCCGUCGCCGGCGAGCUGCUGCGGUGUCUGGAGCGCGGAGAAGUCCCCGAGGAGCUCGCCGGCGCGCACCUCCUCAAGCUUCAGCUCUCCUACGUUCACGUCCGGCUCAUGAGCCGAGCCGACGUGGACGCCAAGGCCGCGCAGCUACGUCGCAGCGUGGACGCCGUCCAGCGCGGCGGCCUGGUCGUCUAUGUCGGCGACCUGCGGUGGGCGCUCGAUGAGGAUCCUGCCGGCGCCGGCGCCGACCACACUGCGUCGUCGUACAGCCCCGUGGAGCACAUGGUCGCCGAGCUUGGGCGCCUCCUCGACGACCUCCGGGCACGAUGCCGCGUAUGGCUGGUGGCCACGGCCAGCUACCAGACCUACAUGCGGUGCCAGCACCGGCGUGGGCAGCCAUCGCUAGAGUCCGCCUGGGCGCUGCAGGCCGUCGCGGUCCCCACCGUAAGCGGCACAGGGCUCGCCCUCAACAACCUCCAUUCUUCCUCCUCUCCGAGUAUGCCGAAGGCCAAGGCGAGCGGGCAGCAGCUUGGCAAGAGUCCUAUGGCAAUGGCAGCUGAGCCAAUGGCGCUGGGAAGCGAGCAAGAAGACAAGAUGUUGCUGUGCAGCGAAUGCAACAGGAGCUACGAGAGGGAGGCGUCGGUCGUGAAGCAAGAGGCUGGCACGGAGGGCCUACGCUGCAGCCUCCCAGGCUGGUUGGUGCUGGACAACAAGCCACCGGCCGAUCAUCAAAUGCCACACCAGGGCAAGCAUCUGAUCGAACUGAAGAUGAAAUGGAGCAGGCUGUGCACAAAGCUUCACCUGUGGCGCAGCCAGCAGCAUGAUCCAUGCUCUCCUUCUUGCUUUGUUCCUGGGCUAUCUGCCCCUCCAAACUCGUGGUGGCCGAGUCCUUGCUUGCUGCCGAGCGGCCAGAGCACGCCGAGCAUAGCAGGCUUCUUGGGCUUGGAGGGAUUGAUGGAGCAUUCAAGGAGCAGCAGCAGGUGGUCACCUCCAUCGCCGCUGCCUUGUCCGGGCCUCAUGGAGCCGGAGCGCCUGGACGUCAAGACGACGCUCGCUCUUGGCACCCUCCUCCCACUCUCGGACACAGCGACCUCCGAGGGUCCUGCUCACGAUGGACUGGCGCAUGAGCUGGAGCGGCGGCUGCGCAAAACCAUACCGUGCCAGACUGCAGGCACCGUCGCGGAGAUCGUGGAGGCGGUCGCCAGCAGCCGGAGCUAUGGAAGGAAGGGCGUUUGUCUCUUCUUCAAGGGGAGCGACCACGCCGCACAGCAUCGGGCGGCUGUGGUGAUCGCCGAGACAUGCUGUGGCUCGGCCGAUCAGAUCAUAGCCGCGGAUCCCAAGAAAUACAGCUGCGCCGAGGAUUUCUGCUCUGAUGUGGUCUCGAGGGCCUGCACGCUCAGUUGCAGCAGACUCGUGCUCGUCAUCCCCGACGUCGAGCACGCGCCGCGGCACCUUGUCGAUUAUCUCGUGGCAGAAUCCAGAUGCGGUUGUAUCAAGGACCAUCUCGGCCGGGAACUCAAGCUCUCUGGAUCCAUCAUCAUCUUCACAACAUCAGAGUUUGCAAACCGGGCCACCGACGUCAUCAGCCUGCGGUUAUGGACAUCGUCGUCGCCCGCCGAUGUCAAGAGGAAGGCAGAGAUCGAGCCACCGACAAGGGAGUGCAAGAGGGCACGGCACGGCUCCGGCUCCGACUCCGGCCAUGGCAUCGACCUCAACAUCAACCCCUGUGCCGGCAACGACACUGACGACGAUGCUGUUCCGAGCGACAUCACCCACGAGAGCGACACCAGGGAACACGGAGACUUGCACCACCUCCUCGAGUCGGUCGCCACCGGCGUCCUCGCCCUUGACAAGGGCGCCGACGCUGACCAGCGCGCCGCGGCGGCCAUCCGUGAAGUGCUCGUUGGGGCGCUCGGCCGGGAGGUGCACCUGGACGACGAGGCGGCCGAGGCUCUGACCGCGGCUUCUCAACACUUUCUAGACAAGGUGCUGUGGAGGUGGGCGGUGGAGGUGUUUGAACCUGCGGCGGCCGCGGCGCUGGUGGAAAAUGGCGGGAAGGUGGUGGUGCUGGGAAUGGGGCCAGGGGGCGGGGCCCAGGUGUCAGGGUUCAUGGGCUCGGCCCUUCCAAGCAGGGUCCUUGUAGACUGAGCUCACAAAGUUUUGCUUCCUCGCGGUGUACUGAGUCAUUGGUUACUUACUCCACUACUUAGCUCUUUUUUUCUUUUUGAGAGAAACUACUUAGCUCAAUUUGUUGUAUGUAGAAAAAAAUUAUGGACUUGAAAUGGAGUCUUUCGGGGGGUUUACUCUAA
Hordeum vulgare subsp. vulgare (domesticated barley) is the source of this 4209-nucleotide messenger RNA. RefSeq names its product protein SMAX1-LIKE 4. Bases 1016 to 4048 code for a protein of 1010 amino acids. The record is from RefSeq and is a predicted model, not a curated record. The transcript has 3 exons. NCBI's taxonomy places the organism in Eukaryota, Viridiplantae, Streptophyta, Magnoliopsida, Poales, Poaceae.